This is a messenger RNA of Mytilinidion resinicola, 2522 nucleotides long. RefSeq lists its product as uncharacterized. NCBI's taxonomy places the organism in Eukaryota, Fungi, Ascomycota, Dothideomycetes, Mytilinidiales, Mytilinidiaceae. Bases 1 to 2202 code for a protein of 733 amino acids. The record is from RefSeq and is a predicted model, not a curated record. Gene Ontology annotation, molecular function: protein binding. The transcript has 3 exons.
AUGGAUGUUCACAACGAUACCGACCGAUAUUUUCAGACACUUCAAAAUCAGAAAGAGACUUUACAAAAGGCUAAAAAGCGCCAAGGUCAGCGUCCUCGUGAUUGGAAGCCUAGAGAGGAGAUGUACCUUGGUUUCAUGAUGGCCUUAGUAGCAGGAGAACAGCGCGAGCGACGAGACACGAUGCGUUCGUCGUUUAUUCCACCAGCAUACCUGCCAUGCACUACGCCUCUGGCUGAGUUGAGACGCGUCACGAUUCGAGAUCUUCAGCUUGAGACACAUCAUCGAGGCACAUAUCUCCUACUGCGCGCUACCACGCCGCCUAGACGGAUCACCGCGAUUAUGGUUUUGGUUGAAGAUGAUUGUGCUGAUGUCGUUAUGCUACAACUGUACCAGCAGGAAGAGGAGGAUACCCGUGAAACCGCUGAUAUUGUCAAUGUUGGCACAAUCUUACUGGUCAAAGAGCCCUAUUUCAAGGUCAUGGCAUCUGGCGAGUACGGUUUACGUGUAGAUCAUCUCUCCGAUGUCAUUAAUGUCGACAAGGACGAUCCCAGGAUACCUGGAGCAUGGCGCCCGCGAGCUCUCGAAGUAGAACUCUCAGCCGAAUCAUUGAAGAUCAAGGGAAACUCUUCUAUGGGAAAAGGCAAAUACUGGCAGGCGAUUACAGAAUAUUCGGAAAGUCUUUCGCAACCAGCCACAGUGAACGAGAUUGAGAUUAUCAAGCGCAACAGAUCGCUUGCUUUUCUCAAAACCAAGCAGUUCGACGCUGCGCUCUCUGAUACUGGCUUCCCUAGCUUCGGCUCCAACCCUACAGAAAAGGCGCUCUUCCGGGCGGCAGAGGCUCUGUAUUUCCUCAGACGGUUUAGCGAAUGUUACGAAGUGCUUGAAUUGCUUCGUACCAAGUUUCCGAACAACAAACAAGCGUUAGUGGUACUUAAUCGUGCUCGAAGUCGAUGCUCGGAGCAAAGCACUGGAGACUACAAUUUCAAGCUACUUCAAGCAGAGGCUAAGAAGCUCCGGCCGCCUCAGUUAGACCACGCUACGUACAUCGGGCCUGUCGAGAUAAGGAAGACUGAGAAAAAAGGUCGUGGAUUGUUCGUGACCAAAGCUGUGAAGGCAGGAGACUUACUCCUAUGUGAAAAAGCUUUCGGUCAUGCCUACGUAACCGAGAGCGAUGAGGGUAACUCAAAGGUCACUCUCUUGAUAAAUCCUGAAAAAAACCGGGCAUUCAUGGGCGGCCAGUCCGACCUCAUCAGAAUCCUCGUGCAAAAGCUUUAUCACAACCCAUCUGUCGCCCGAGCAUUUACUACUCUGCAUCAUGGAACCUACGAAGCAGUGAGCACACCUGCGGUGGAUGGAAAGGCAAUAGUUGAUACAUUUCUUGUUGAACAGAUCAUGUCUUUCAACGUCUUCGGCUGUCCCCUCUCCAGCUUGAUCAUUCAUAAAAAUCUCGGAGCCAAAAAAUCCAAAGAGCCGACAGCUUAUCAUUCAUGCGGUAUCUGGACCCAGGCUUCAUAUAUUAACCACAGUUGUACCAGCAACGCCUGCCGCGCAUUCAUUGGCGAUAUGAUGAUCGUGCGCGCAACCCAAGACCUGGAGCCUGGCACUGAAAUCACAUUCUGGUACCGAAUUCCCGACGGCACUACAUUGAAGGACUCGCAGGAAGCGUUCAAAAGUUGGGAGUUUGUCUGUGACUGUGCCAUCUGCCAAGACGCUAAGGAGACAAAGGCUGCUGUCAUCGCGGAGAGACAGAAAUUGUUGGAGAGAAUGAAGCGAGUACGCGAUUCGUCCACGCCAAAUGGCAUACAGACGGAUAAAGUUGAGCGUCUGCUCAAGGCUUUGAAUAACACAUACACGCGGCCUGCGGACGAGGUGCCUCGCCUCUUGCUUUGGGACCCACAAUUGCUGCUGGCGCGCGUCUAUAUUGCACAGAAGAACAUAACCAAGAGCCUGGAAGCUGUCGGUAAAACUCUGACCGCGCUUGGCUUUAUUGUCGUUGGCGCAGACUCAUCUUCUGCAGGCUUCAGAGUUGUUAAGUGGGGCUUGGUGAUGGACCAUCUAGUGGAAGUAUUCCUGCAUGCACGGAGUGCCUUUGAGGCCAUAGGGGCUUGGGAAAACUCAAUGCGGGCGGAGAAAUAUGCAAUUGUUACGUAUAGAAUUGUGAUUGGAGAAGAUACCUCCUUCAAGUCGACAUAUGGUAGGUAAUUGGAGUUAGUGGGUAUCGGUAAUAGGUUGAAGGCUUGAUUCGUGUCAAAGCAGAUUUGCACACACUUUUCACAAUCUUAGCGUCCAAAACGGAAGAAAAGAUGAUUAUGAUGAGGAAGACACUCUUUCCGUAAACACUUUCCAUAAGUCAACACAAUAUGUACAUUGAUGUUCAGUUAAUGGACUGCGAUCAGCGUUUCUGGCCUUCUGGCGUUGAGUAGAUCGGAAAUUGAGGAUUCAUCACUGUCGUUACUGUGCAGAACCUCUUAGAUGUUGACAGGGUGGUUGCUUCAUGUGCUGCAUCAAGAAGAAAAUAAUCG